AUGUCAAGGGCUUGUCUAGAUAGAUUUCUAGUCUCUCCUUGCUGGCUUGAUCAGUUCAGUAGGGUGAGCCAGCGGAGGCUUCCCAGGCCGAUUUCGGACCACUUUCCAGUAUUACUUGAGGGGGGUAGUUGGAGGAGAGGGCCUGCCCCCUUCAGAUUCGAAAAUAUGUGGUUCAAAGUCGAGGGGUUUAAGGAAUUAAUCUGGAGUUGGUGGCAGGGAAUAGAGGUCAGGGGUAGUGCCAGUUUUAGAUUAUCAGCGAAAUUGAAGGAUCUGAAGCAGAAGCUUAAAGUUUGGAAUAGGGAGGAGUUUGGUAAUCUGGAAAGUAACAAGGAGGCUGCGAUUCAGCAAGUGGAGUAUUGGGACAGAGUAGAGGAUGAAAGGAGCUUGUCAAUGGAGGAAUUAGCUUGUAAGAAGGAAGCCAAGGAGGUUUAUGCCAAGUGGGUUGAUCUGGAAGAAACUCACUGGAGGCAGGCGUCUAGGGAACUUUGGUUGAAGGCAGGUGAUAGGAAUACGAGAUAUUUCCACAGUAUGGCGUCUGCCCAUAGGAGAGUUAAUCACAUGGACAGAAUUAAAAUUAAUGGGAUUAAACUGACAGAGGAGUGGGAAAUCAGAGAGGGGGUAGCAAAUGCUUUUAAGCAGCAAUUUUCCGAAAGUCCGGGGUGGAAGGCGGACAUUGGAAGCCUCCCUUUUAAUCAAAUUUGUGUGCAAGAGGCAGAGAUGCUGGAGGCUCCCUUCUCUGAAGGUGAAGUCCAGUCGGCCCUGAUGGAAUUGAAUGGGGAUAAAGCCCCAGGUCCUGACGGGUUCUCUGUUUUCUUUUGGCAAUGCUAUUGA
Messenger RNA from Vitis riparia (riverbank grape), 831 nucleotides. RefSeq lists its product as uncharacterized. The transcript has a single exon. The record is from RefSeq and is a predicted model, not a curated record. NCBI's taxonomy places the organism in Eukaryota, Viridiplantae, Streptophyta, Magnoliopsida, Vitales, Vitaceae. Bases 1 to 831 code for a protein of 276 amino acids.